AUGCGGCUCGCACUGCUUUCUCUUUGUGCCAGCUGGGCUUUGGGCUCAGCAGCCUCACCGGUGCAAUCAAGCACCUACCACAAACCAGAAUCAAAGGGCUUCCGUAUGCAGCACGGAUUUGAAACCGUUCUUGUCCAACCCUUCGGAUACGAUGGCUUUAGAGUACGAGCUUGGCCUUAUAAAGCGCCAACGGGACAAGAGGUCGGCUUCGUUUAUGAUCCACCCCUUGACGGACCUGAGGAUGGAGAGGCACAUGGCAUGAAGUUUGAUACGGCUUUCACCGGCAAUCGAUCCGAGGAGUUGCGCAAUGGCAAUAUGCUCGUCCGUACAUCUGGCUGGGGUGGUAAUCCUGGUGGCUAUCGUCUUGCAUUUUAUCGAGUUGAAUCCAAUGGCUCGGAGACUCUGCUCACCAACGAGUAUGCGCCGCUCAAGUCAAUCAAUCCGAGAUAUUAUUCGUGGACUGGUCCCGGGAGCGAGUUUGCUGCUGAAUUCUCGUUCAGCACCACGCCUGAUGAACAGAUCUAUGGCACGGGGACUCAACAGGAUCAUCUUGUUAAUAAGAAAGGACUCACGAUUGAUCUGGUCAAUUUCAACACACAUAUCCCAACCCCUGUUUUCAUGAGUAAUAAGGGUUAUGGGUUUAUUUGGAACAUGGCAUCGACUGGUCGCAUGGAAUUCGGCCCGCUGCGAAAUAAAUUCACUGCAGAUGCUGCUUCGGUGGUUGACUAUGUGGUCGUGGCAUCCGAUCCAGGUGACUACGACAAGCUUCAGCAACGAUUGUCUGCUCUGGUCGGCCGCGCACCCACGCCGCCUGAAUGGUCGUUGGGAUACCUCCAGUCCAAACUUCGAUACGAGAAUCAAAGCGAGGUCAUCCAAUUGGCACAAGAUUUCCACGAUCAUGAUAUUCCUGUAUCCAUGAUCGUCAUCGAUUACCAGUCUUGGGCCCAUCAGGGUGAUUGGGGACUUGAUCCCAACCUGUGGCCUGAUGUGGCGGAGAUGGCUAAGAAAGUUAAGGAUCUGACCGGUGCCGAAAUGAUGGCUUCGCUUUGGCCCAGUGUUGCCGAUGACAGUGUCAAUUAUCUGGAGAUGAUGGCUCAAGGGUUCUUGUCUGCGACUAGGUCUGGACCUGGUACGACGGACUCCUGGAAUGGGUCGUACAUCCGCAACUAUGAUGCGACAAACCCUGGCGCACGUCGGUUCUUGUGGAAUACCUUGAAAAAGAACUAUUUCGACAAAGGCAUCAAGAAUUUCUGGAUUGACCAGGCUGACGGUGGUGCGCUCGGUGAGGCGUAUGAGAAUAAUGGCCAGAGCACCUACAUCCAGUCUCUGCCGUUCGCCGUGCCGGAUGUAUUGUAUGCGGCCGGCACACAGCGCAGUGUGGGAAAGCUCUAUCCAUGGGCCCACCAGCAAGCCAUCGAAGAAGGAUUCCGCAAUGCAACCACAACAGAAGUAGGAUCACCCUGUGACCACAUAUCCCUCAGUCGAUCCGGAUACAUCGGCUCCCAGCGAUUCUGCAGCAUGAUCUGGUCCGGCGACAUCACAUCAGUGUGGGAGACCCUCGGCGCGCAGAUCGCAAGUGGGCUCUCUGCAGCCGCGACCGGCUGGGGCUGGUGGACCCUAGAUGCAGGCGGGUUCCAAGCAGAUCCCACUGUGCCGUGGAGUGCUAAUAUCGACACACCGGAGUAUCGCGAGCUCUACGUUCGGUGGUUCCAGUGGACGACGUUCGUGCCAUUCAUGCGUACACACGGCACCCGGAAGUGUGAUUUCCAGAACGCCUAUACAUGUGCAAACGAGCCUUGGUCGUAUGGAUCGGAGAAUACCCCAAUUUUGGUCUCCUAUAUCCACCUCAGGUAUCAGCUCUCUGCCUAUUUGCACGCGGUCUUUGAUCAACUCCACAAGACUGGUCGGAUGAUCAUGCGUCCCUUGUAUAUGGACUUCGAAAAGUCUGAUCCUCAGAUCGCGGCGUGGACUCGAUUGAACGCCAAUACCACAACCCAGCAGUAUAUGUUCGGUCCGAAGUUGUUGGUGAGCCCUGUGACAACACCGAAUGUGACGGAAUGGUCUGUCUACCUGCCGCAGACAGGUGGGGACUCGAAGCCAUGGACCUACUGGUGGUCGAAUGAGACCUACUCUGGAGGUCAGACGGUGACUGUGCCAGCACCAAGAGAACAUAUCCCAUUGUUCCACCUUGGGACCCGGGCCGAUAUUCUCAGUGGGGAUGUUUUCGCGUAA
Molecule: messenger RNA, 2232 nt
Organism: Penicillium salamii
Lineage: Eukaryota; Fungi; Ascomycota; Eurotiomycetes; Eurotiales; Aspergillaceae
Source: the annotation of a GenBank genome assembly